CUUCAAACUUUUCGAGCAAAGUUCUUUUUUUCCUCUAAAAAAACAUAAAAAAACGACCUUUGUAGUCUUCGCUUCUGUUCGACGAAAUCUCCAUGAGAGAUCGAAAGGGUUCAUCCGCCGCGGCGGCGAAUAGUCCACCUCCGCGAUCCUCCAAGCUCUCCAACCUCCUCCGUUCUAAUCUCAUCACCCAACCCAAAAGCGAGGACGACCUCCUUAUCCCUACAGCCGCCCCCGCCUCCGCAACCGCCAGCCCUGCCUACUUCUCCGACCACAACCCCACCAGCGCCGUGAGCUCUCCGUACACACUCUCUCCCUGGAACCCGGCUGCCUCCCCCUUCGCCAAGUCCCCGUGGACUCAUAUCCCCCCUCUCUCCGACGGACCCCACUCCGCCGGCCUCCUCGGCUCCCUCGUCCGCGAGGAGGGACACGUCUACUCCCUUGCCGCCUCCGGCGACUUCCUCUACACCGGCUCCGACAGCAAGAACAUCCGCGUCUGGAAGAGCCGCCACGAGUUCGGCGGCUUCAAGUCCGGCAGCGGCCUCGUCAAGGCCAUCGUCAUCUCCGGCGACAAGAUCUUCACCGGCCACCAGGACGGCAAGAUCCGCAUCUGGAAGAUUUCCUCCAAAAAACCCAACGUCCACAAGCGCAUCGGAACCCUCCCGAGGCUCAAGGACUUCCUCAAGAGCUCCAUCAACCCCUCCAACUACGUCGAGGUCCGGCGACACCGCAACGUCGUCUGGCUCCGCCAUUUCGACGCUAUCUCCUGCCUCGCCCUCGACGAGGACGCCGGGCUCCUCUACUCCGGCUCCUGGGAUAAAACUCUAAAAGUCUGGAGGAUUUCCGAUUCCAAGUGCUUGGAAUCCAUCAAUGCCCACGACGACGCCAUCAACGCAGUGGCGGCGGCGGGGUUCGACGGGCUGGUGUUCACCGGCUCCGCCGACGGGACGGUGAAGGCGUGGCGGCGGGAGUGGGUGAAGAAGGGCGGCGCCACCCGGCACGUGGCGAUGCAGACGCUGCUCCGGCAGGAGAGCGCUGUGACGGCGCUGGCGGUGGCACCGGCGGCAGGGGCUGUCUACUGCGGGUCGUCGGACGGGCUGGUGAACUUCUGGGAGUUUCGCGGAGGCGGCCUGCGGCUGGCCCACGGUGGGGUUCUCCGCGGUCACGAGAUGGCGGUGCUGUGCCUCACGGCCGCCGGGAGUUUGGUCGUGGGCGGUUCGGCGGAUAAGACGCUGUGCGUGUGGCGCAGGGAGAAAGGCGGGGCACACAUGAAGCUCGCGGUAUUGGCCGGCCACGCGGGCCCCGUUAAGUGUUUGGCCAUUGAGGAGGAUCGGAGCGAGGGGCCCGGGGGCCCACAUUGGGUGGUAUACAGCGGGAGCUUGGACAAGUCGGUCAAACUGUGGCGGGUCUCGGAGCGGCCAUCCGAGGCGGGCAUUCGGACGCCGCAGCACUUGCGGGUCGAAUACGACGUGGAGCACCGGCGGUCGCCUUUGCACGUAUGGGCGACCGGGGGCGGCGGAUCGGAGCGGAUCGGGAGGUCCCCACUCCAAGUGCGAGGGGAGACAGGGACGUACCGGACGAGCAACGGCACCGGUGGGCCCCAGAAGGGCUAGGAUUCACCGGUGGGCCCGGAAUGGAAAGGUCGGUGGGCCAGCGUGCGAGCUGCCGCAUGAACUCGUGUUGGAUGUUGAUUGGCUCUUUGUGGUGGAGGAAGAUUAGACGAAGAUGGAUAUGCUAGCCAAAGAUGGUCUUUGGUUUUUAAUGUACAGGUCACGAGAGGCGUUAAAUCCAGUUGCCCUUGUGCCGAUUAGCGUAUUAUGAUAUAGUGGCGUGGAUGCUUGAAAGGCUUGAAUGAAAAUAUUGAUUGAGAUAUAAAUUUAUGUGCAAAAUUUAUCAUACCAGCCUAUACUAUAUUGUAUCGAAUUUAUCAUACGAUACCAGCAUCGGACUGGUAGACAAUCUCAUAUGAUACGUAUAUUCGGUACAUAUAAGUAUCUUAUAUUGUACCGCAUAUUAAUACUAUAAGAGGAUAUUAUCAGUA
Phoenix dactylifera (date palm) is the source of this 2038-nucleotide messenger RNA. Lineage: Eukaryota; Viridiplantae; Streptophyta; Magnoliopsida; Arecales; Arecaceae. The record is from RefSeq and is a predicted model, not a curated record.